AUGACCAAAGGACCGGCGGUGUUUGACUCUAUGGUGCCGGGCAUCGCUGACAAAUGGAAGAUGGCAAAUUCAGCGCUUGAACGGUACAUUCAGGAUUCUCAAGCGAACCAUCAGGAACCGGAAAUGCGAUAUGAGGCCAAAGAGGAUGCGAUGAGGAGUGGAAACGACGAGGAAGUUCAAGUCCGUUUGUCAGACAUCGACGUUUCACCUGGAAUCCAUAGCGACCUCCAAUCGGUUCAACACCGAACCGCCAUCAUGGAAUGA
Molecule: messenger RNA, 264 nt
Organism: Soboliphyme baturini
Lineage: Eukaryota; Metazoa; Nematoda; Enoplea; Dioctophymatida; Soboliphymatidae
Source: the annotation of a GenBank genome assembly